Messenger RNA from Camellia sinensis, 558 nucleotides. The record is from RefSeq and is a predicted model, not a curated record. Lineage: Eukaryota; Viridiplantae; Streptophyta; Magnoliopsida; Ericales; Theaceae.
CUAAUUUCUCUCUCUCUCUCUCUCUCUCUCUCUCAUCUUCUGCUAAGCUGUUGCAGGCUUUUUUUCUGAGCACCAUUGAUAGCUCUUCUUCUAUCUUUCACCAUGGAUGGUUUACUGUAUGCAGCCCUUAUCUUGGCCUUGGCUGGUCAUUCAAGUGCAACAUGGUGUGUGUGCAAGGAUGGAGUGGGUGAUGCAACACUACAGAAGACAUUGGACUAUGCAUGUGGAGCUGGGGCUGAUUGUAACCCAAUCCACCAGAAUGCUGCUUGCUACAACCCUAACACUCUUAAGGCUCAUUGCAACUAUGCUGUUAACAGCUUCUUCCAAAAGAAGGGUCAAUCUCAAGGAUCUUGUGAUUUUACUGGCACUGCCUCUGUUACUACUUCAGACCCCAGCUCUACUGGUUGCGUUUAUCCUGCUAGCGCUAGUUCCACUAGCACUAGUACAUCUCCGGUGAGCACCACACCGUCAUCCACCACAGCCGAUGUUGGCAUGAUACCAACCACGACGCCACACAGUGGGUUCUCUCUGUAUACUCCACACAGUGGCUUCACCUGA